AUGGAUUUACCCGAGCUAAUCAAUUGUUCUGAUGAUGAUGAUGAAGGUGAAUUCGUUGAUUAUUGCUACAAUACUUUAGAUUCAUAUGCUUCUACCCUUUCAAUACAUACGCUUAAUGACUAUAAUGAGUCUGGGUUCCAGAAUUAUCAAGAUGAAAAUAGUGCUAUGAGUAACAACAGGAAUGAUUUUACAGUUAGUGACAGUUGCAAGAAAGGUUAUCAAAGCUAUAACAAAAUAUUUGGUAAGAAUAAAAUAGGGUCUAACUUAUCAAGUGUCAUUUCCCUUUUAAAUUUCCAAGCCAGUAAGAUAUCAGACCAGAGACAGUGUAUAACAACUAAAUGGAACCUUGGUUUUAAUCCAACCAUUCAAAAAUUUCAAUUUCUAGUCACAGAACUAUUUGACAUUGACUCAAGUGGAUUCGAAUUUAUCACUAUUUCUGUGAAAUUGCCAAGAAAUGAUCCCAAGAAAUGGCAUCACUACAUUUCACAUUCAUCGUACCAACACAUAAUGGCAAGCUUUCAUUUCCGCAAUUUAUCCACUUUGCAACGCUUAAAUAAUAAUAUUGUAUCGCAUGAGAAAGAGUGUAUUUUAACACAGGUAUGGCUAUUAGACGGAACAGAGAAGGAAGUAUCAACAGCCGUACAUAGGUUAGAUUCCUUAGUGUUGGCGUAA
Kluyveromyces lactis is the source of this 672-nucleotide messenger RNA. RefSeq lists its product as uncharacterized. NCBI's taxonomy places the organism in Eukaryota, Fungi, Ascomycota, Saccharomycetes, Saccharomycetales, Saccharomycetaceae. The record is from RefSeq and is a predicted model, not a curated record. The transcript has a single exon. The coding region runs from base 1 to 672 and encodes 223 amino acids.